Lentinula edodes (shiitake mushroom) is the source of this 2112-nucleotide messenger RNA. Its product is annotated as MBOAT, membrane-bound O-acyltransferase family-domain-containing protein. The record is from RefSeq and is a predicted model, not a curated record. Lineage: Eukaryota; Fungi; Basidiomycota; Agaricomycetes; Agaricales; Omphalotaceae. The transcript is spliced from 10 exons. Bases 1 to 1659 code for a protein of 552 amino acids. Gene Ontology annotation, cellular component: endoplasmic reticulum. Gene Ontology annotation, biological process: GPI anchor biosynthetic process.
AUGAGCAUCACCGACCUUACCGUGAAGAUACCUUCAUCGUCAAGGAGCACCUCUAUUCCUAGCGAGAGCAACCGGAAACCUAGCAGAUGGGGAACAGUGGAAUUCAAAUUCUACUACGUGAUAUUAUGCUUGGCUCUACCGUUCAUGAUAUGGAUACCUAUAACUCUGAGCGAUCCUUCCCAUCCCAAUUAUCCACAGUAUCAGUAUAAGUUAUGGCAAGGCUGGUUAUUUGGUCGGAACCUGGAUAACAGCGACAGUCAAUAUCGAUCUUUUAGAAAUAACAUACCCAUUCUCACUGGUGUCGCCUUCUUAUUUUUACUCUUGAAAUAUUCCUGGAACAAGCUCUAUCUCAUGUCAAAAGUACCCGGGGACAAUCUCCAUCUCAUCCCUUUGAAUGCUGCUUUGUCCCUCAUUUUCCUAGUCGCGUUGCACGGCUCCAGCAUCCUGAAACUAAUUGUCGUCAUAACAAUCAACUUCAUAAUUGCAAAGGCGUGCAAAUCCUCCAAGUUAGGGCCCGUACUUACUUGGGCAUUCAACAUUGGAAUCCUAUUCAUGAAUGAUCGUUAUAAUGGGUAUCGCUUUGGUGCAAUCACUCCAUCAUUAGAAUUUUUGGAUGAAGAGAAAUAUGAAGGUUUCUACCCCAGAUGGCACAUCAACUUCAACAUCACAAUGCUUCGCUUGGUAUCAUUUAGCAUGGACUACUAUUGGGCUUGCAGAAAACCAAAUUCUGUUGAGACAGGUAUCUCGUUAGACGAGCGACAACGUCAAAUAACAAGUCAUCCUCACGAGAUGUAUUCUUAUGCGAAUUAUUUCUCAUAUGCCCUUUACUCUCCCCUGUACAUCGCCGGCCCAAUCAUGACGUUCAAUGAUUUUCUGUGGCAGUUUCGUCGGCCGCUAACUAUCACAAGAUCUUCUGUUCUAGGAUACCUUAUCCGAUUCAUUGGUUGCCUCUUGACAAUGGAAGCCGUCCUCCACUUCAUGUACGUAGUCGCAAUCAAAGAUACCAGAGCGUGGGCAAGCGACUCUCCCGCACAAAUUGGCAUGUUAGGGUUUUGGAAUCUCAUAAUAGUGUGGCUCAAGCUCCUACUUCCUUGGCGCUUUUUCCGAUUAUGGGCUUUGGUAGACGGUAUUGAUCCGCCUGAAAACAUGGUCAGGUGUAUGGCAAAUAACUAUUCGACGUUUGGUUUCUGGAGGAGUUGGCACCGCAGCUAUAACCUAUGGAUCAUCCGCUACAUUUACAUUCCCCUGGGCGGAAUGAAGAAUGUAUUUGUGAAUAGCGUCCUUGUAUUCACGUUCGUUGCAUUGUGGCAUGACCUCACUUUCAAACUCCUUGCGUGGGGCUGGCUCGUGAGCUUGUUCAUUCUUCCAGAAAUGCUUGCUCGGUAUUUCCUUCCUGCUUCGCGAUAUUCUUCUACCUCAUGGUAUCGACACGUUUGCGCAUUAGGCGGUGUUGUCAACAUCCUGCUUAUGAUAACGGCCAAUCUCGUGGGAUUCGUCAUUGGCGUCGAUGGCCUCCGGUUCUUCCUUAAUGAAUUAGUAGGUACCUUUGCCGGAGUUCAGUUCCUAAUUGGAGUCGUGUUUUGCUUGUUCGUCGGGGUACAGCUCAUGUUCGAAUACAGAGAAGAGGAAAUGAGGAAGGGCAUAUAUCGUCGAUGUUGAUCAGACGGACUAUCUAUGUAGUGUAAACGAUUCAUAAUGUUAAUAAGAUAUUCUUCGUUCCAUUAAAGAAAUAUCCUAGUUUACUCUCCUGGGAUCGAAGGCUUCAGCAUUGACCUUCGUAUUCCAGGUAUGUGUAGUACUUACACCUAUGCUGCUACAUAUAUAAGUACAUUUGGGAACAGAGUCCCAUUGAAACAUACACGAAACCGUACUUUAGUCUUAUUUAUACAUGGCCACGAUGCAAGAAAUAUCUGCUAUUCCCCUACUUCGUUUAAUCUUUGUCCCAUCCAUCCUCCCCCGUUUCAUCUUCGCCUGCUUCAUCCUCGUCCAUUUCAUCUUCGUCCAUUUCAUCAUCAGAUGUAUCCGUCUGAGCAUGAACCCCGUCAACUCUGUGUUCAUCAUCAAUACCGGUAGUUAGAAAGCUCUCAUUCAUAUCGACAAAGCCGAAACUGG